AUGCUAUUUUCCAUGGUUGAGAGCUCUGCGGGAGGAUCGCCAAAAGGCGAGACUCCCUCUGGGGCCAAGGUUGCCCCCGUUAGUCCAGGUACCAAGGGCCGAAUUUGCAUCUCGUGGAGUGCUGACUGCCAGCUCCGGGUUCUUGUUCCACGCAAAGUGCGCCUCCUUGUGAGCCCACUACAGCACUCCCAAGAACGGCAGUCUCCUCGGAGCCGUCUGGUGUGCACCCUGCCCGCAGGGCGCGAGCAAGAACCCGGGGCGUCCAGUGCCCGGCGGCGACGCCCAGCAGACCCGGGGACUAGGCCGGGCGGGGCCGAGCCGCCGGUCCGAGCGCCGGAGGGGCUGGCGGAGCAUGUGACCGCGCCGCGCCUGACUGGGCGCGCACUGCCGCGCGGUGGCGACGGCGGGGAGAUGCUGCUGCUGCGGCGGCGGCUUCCGUGGGCUGUGCAGACGCGUCCGUCACCGGCCCGGGACCGCCCGUUGCCGUCCAGCCGCCCCAGGCACUUCAGUUCAAAAGAGCAGAGAGGCACAGGCUUUCUCAACAAUGUACCCCAUUUCCUGACACACUUGCCACUGAAGGUGAAUUCUCCUUUUUACCAGAAGAAAAUUUUGGUGGGGAGCUAUCCAGCAAGAAAAGGACGUGUGGCUCUUAAGAUAGUAACAUUUAACAGAAUCAUGGCCACGGAGGAAAUUAAACUUGCACAGAAUGUCCAUAAUGAGGCUGUGAGUGCUGAUGUUUCAGACAAGAAAAAGGGAGGCAAAUUCCAGCCUUUUAAGAAGUUAUUUGGCAAAAGGAAAAAGAAAGGCACUUCAUUGUCCCCUGAGGAAUCCGUGGGAAAGAAGAGUUACUCCCCCCAGAGUGUCAGCAAUGGGACCUUCUCUUCGGAUGAGGAAACCCUGGAGGACAAUCUAAGGGUAAGAGAGCGAUCAGAUUUAACCGAAGGGAAGGAUUUAACUGAAAGGAGAACACAGCUAGCAUUGAACAAACCAGUUGUUGCAAUGUCGGUUGCUCCAGUUAAACCAUCUCGACCAAAAAGGCACUUCUCUUCUGCUGGCACCAUUGAAAGUGUCAACCUAGAUGCCAUCCCCCUGGCCAUCGCUCACCUGGACAACAGUGCCGCCAAGCACAAACUGGCUGUUAAGCCAAAAAACCAGAGGUUAUCAAAGAAGCACAGGCGACUUGCUCCAGAUCGACGAAAUGAGCAAGGUGGCCUGGUGAACCAGUUGUCCCUGGACCAGAAUGGACACCCCGGAGAAGACAAGCAAAUUUGGCAUGAAGAGGAACCAGAACCACUGGAUUCCGAGGAAGAGAAAAGACGCCAAGAAGAAUACUGGCGAGAACUUGAGGCCAAGUGCAAACGGCAAAAGGCCGAGGCAGCAGAGAGGCGACGCUUAGAAGAGCAGAGGUUGCAGGCCCUGGAGAGGAGGCUGUGGGAGGAGAACCGAAGGCAGCAGCUCCUGGAGGAAGAAGGGGAGGAGGAGGAGGGGAAGGAGCAAGAACCUCUGCUAGAAGUAGAGGUGGAGAACAUGCAGCAAGAAGAGGACAGGUGGAGGUGGGAAGAGCUAGUUGGCCCAGACCCAGAGGGAAGGGAGAGAGAGGUAAAAGAACUGGAGGCUGAAGAGCUGCAGAGGCUGAAGGAAGAGGCCAGGCAGCUAGAGAAGCGCAGACAGCAGGAGGAACUGGAGGCACAGAGACAGUGGGAAGCUGAGAGUCAGCGGCACGAAGAAGAAGAAAGGCUGGAGGAGCUCAGAAGGCUGGAGGAACUGGAGGCACAGAGAAGGCAAGAGGAAGAGGAAAAACAGAUGAAGGAGCUCCAAAGGCUGGAGGAGGAGCAGAGAUGGCAGGAGGCUGAGAAGCAGCGGCUUCAGGAGGAGGAAAGGAGGCUGGAGGAGCUCCAAAGGCUGGAGGAAUUAGAGGCGCAGAGAAGGCAAGAGGAAGAAGAAAAACGGAUGAUGGAGUGCAGAAGGUUGGAGGAGCUGGAAGUGCAGAGAAGGCGGGAGGAAGAGGAAAGGAGGCUGGAGGAGCUCAGACAACAGGAAGAGCAGAAAGAACAGAGAAGGCGGGAAGAAGAGGAGCAGAGACUACGGGAAGAAGAAGAAAAACGGAUAAAGGAGCUCAAAAGGCAGGCAGAACUGGAGGCACAGAAGAGACAGGAGGAGGCGAGGAGACUGGAAGAGCUCAAAAAGCAGGAGGAAAUGGAGCUACAGAAGAGGCAGGAAGCCGAAAAGAAGCACCAGGAAGACUUGCAGAGACGAGAUGAAGUGAGAGGGCUGGAGUUAGAAGAAGAAAGGGGCUUUCGGAGCCCACUUCAGAAAGAUUUUGAAGAGAAACCAGGAGAACAAGAAAACGUGAAGCCAAAAAAGCAAAGAGAAAGCUCUGAGGAGCCAAGUAUUGAUGAGAUGCAAAACCCAGAGGCCAAGCCAUCAAGAGAGCAGCCGGGAAAGUGGGGGUAUGUUCAUGGGGAUGUCCAUCGCUUACUUCCGGGAAAGAGAGAAGACCCUAAACCAGAACCUCCUCAGAAAAAAGAGGAUCAAAGGGAGGAAAUGCUGACUCCACUGGACAGGAAAGAAGCGGUCACUCCAGAAGCCCACCGGAAGGUGGAGGAACUCAGGUGGCAGGAAGUGGAUGAGAGACAGACCAUGCCCAGGCCGUACACGUUCCAGGUGUCCUCAGGAGGAAAGCAAAUCCUCUUCCCCAAAGUCAACCUGAGCCCAGUGAUGCCCGGGAAGGAUGCAGGACUUGCAUCUGCUCCCCUUGAACCAAAGGCCCACAAAGCCAUCCCGGUCUCUCACGCUCUGCCCUCGGCCCUGAGCAUUCCCCACACGGCCAUUCUGGUUACCGGAGCACAGCUCUGCGGCCCAGCCGUCAACCUGAACCAGAUCAAGGACACAGCGUGCAAGUCUCUCUUGGGCUUGUCCGAGGAAAAGAAGCACAUGGACCUCCCUGCUGUGAAGAACGCACCUCGAGCCCCCAGCGAUCCCCAGACAGGCAGCGGGAAGGCCAAGCCUCCGCAAGAGUCUUCGAGCAGCGUGACGGCACUAGCCGAAUGGGCUUCCAUUCGGUCCAGGAUCCUAAAGAACGCGGACAGUGACCAGGGCGCUGAGAGAGACCAGAGGUUGGGUGAUGAACGCACUCCCAGGGGCCGAAGUGAUUCCCGAGGAAACCUCCAGAGGACCCCGCCAGUCAGUGCAAAGUUCUCUAUUAUGUCUGCCCGGCAGAAGUUCUCUAAUGGUGGCAUGGAGACCUCUAAACAAAAUGCAGAAACAGAAAGUAUUCGAAAAAGACCCGUGCCAGGACCCAGUGAGGAGCCAGAGCCCCUGCCUCCGGCCGCCAGUCCUCAUGAGCACUGGAAGAGUCCAGAGAAACUGGGGAUGCACCAGGAGCCAAUGGACACCACGGAGGGAUGCAAAUUUGCCAAAGACCUUCCAUCUUUCCUUGUUCCAAGCCUCCCUUCCCCUCCACAGAAAGUGGUGACCCGCACAGAGUCUGUGAACACUUUGGAAAGUGAGACCACAAGCGGUAACGGGAAGCCAGACCAUGCGAUGUCGGGUGGGGAGGAGAAAACCUCACCUUUUGGAAUAAAAUUGAGGAGGACCAACUACUCCUUGCGCUUCCACUGUGACCAACAGAUGGAACAAAAGAAGAAGAAAAGGCACAGCGGCACAGGGGACGGUGUUGAUGGGGCUCCACCUGCCCCGGGGAGCACAGGUGGUGAGAAAGAGACAGAGGGUGUGGCCCUCAAGCAUGGCCCAACCCUCACCCAAGAGAGGAAGCCGACCACCCGGAAGGACACUGCAGAAACCCCUUCUAGUCACUCGCCUCCUAUGACUCAGCCUGGGCCCCCACCUCCCAACAGCCAGACCCCACCUGCAGAUCAUGACAAGGUAGCAAAUAAAAUGCCAUUGGCACAGAAACCAGCACUGGCUCCCAAGCCCACCAGCCAGACUCCACCGUCAUCCCCACUCUGCAAACUAAGCAGGCCCUACUUGGUAGAGCUGCUGGCCCGCCAAGUGGCCAAGCCUGGCCCGGAGCCCAUUGAGAGGGCCAAGGAGAGCAGUGACACGCGGCCACCCUCACCACCAUCCCCCGAAGAAAGGAAGGGGAAGAAGAGGGAUGAGGCAGAAGAGGCGCCAGAGAGGAAACCCUCUUCCCCGGCUCUGCCUGCUGCUUGCCACGAGAAGCCUUCCCUAACACCUGAGGCUGGGAGGAGAGAAAAGCCGGUGCUUCAGAGCAGGUACUCGUUAGAUGGCUCCAAACUCGUGGACAAAGUUGAAACCGCGCAGCCCCUGUGGAUUACGUUAGCACUGCAAAAGCAGAAGGGGUUUCGGGAGCAGCAAGCAACUCGGGAGGAGAGGAAGCAAGCCAGAGAAGCCAAACAGUCAGAAAAACUCUCCAAAGAAAGUGUGAGUGUCAGCCUGCAACCUGAAAGCAGCAGUGUCAGCAGAGCUGGCUCUCUGCACAAGUCUACCGCUCAGCCAGCAGAAGAGAGGAAGCCCGAGACGGCAGUGGCUAGGCUGGAGCGCAGAGAACAGCUGAAAAAGGCCAGCACUCUUCCUACAUCUGUGACAGUGGAGAUCUCGGAUUCGGCUCCCCCCACGCCCCUGGUGAAAGAAGCCAUGAAGAGGUUCUCCACGCCGGACGCUGCCCCUGUGUCAACAGAACCAGCCUGGCUGGCUUUGGCCAAAAGGAAAGCCAAGGCCUGGAGCGAUUGUCCACAGAUUAUUAAGUAA
Messenger RNA from Trichechus manatus latirostris (Florida manatee), 4731 nucleotides. RefSeq names its product capping protein inhibiting regulator of actin dynamics (gene CRACD). Gene Ontology annotation, biological process: negative regulation of barbed-end actin filament capping; maintenance of gastrointestinal epithelium. The transcript has 12 exons. NCBI's taxonomy places the organism in Eukaryota, Metazoa, Chordata, Mammalia, Sirenia, Trichechidae. The record is from RefSeq and is a predicted model, not a curated record. Bases 1 to 4731 code for a protein of 1576 amino acids.